Messenger RNA from Mytilus trossulus (common blue mussel), 3646 nucleotides. RefSeq lists its product as uncharacterized. Bases 51 to 2339 code for a protein of 762 amino acids. NCBI's taxonomy places the organism in Eukaryota, Metazoa, Mollusca, Bivalvia, Mytilida, Mytilidae. The record is from RefSeq and is a predicted model, not a curated record. The transcript is spliced from 3 exons.
AAAGCAAAAUUUUUUCAACUCCGACAAACUAGCUACUAUGCGACAGAGCUAUGGCUAAUAAAGAGAGGGAGAAUUUUUACAGAGGAUCUACACUUAUAGUAGAUAAUACCAAGUCUUCAUUUGUGGAUCUUUUAGAACUCCAUUUAUCUAGAAGCAACCUAUCGUUUGAAGAUUUUAUAAUCCAAAAUCAACACCAAAUCUACCACUUGUGUUACAACUCUAAAACAUGUUGUCAGUGCAACCCAGGUUAUAUUCUCCCAAACAACCGUAUUCUCUAUAACGCUCAGUUGGAAUUACUUUUUGAUAAGUAUGCAAAGAUACCCGGUCACAAGCUGGGGAAUCGAAGUGACUUUUGUUGCGCUAGAACUAAAACAGGCAUUACGACAAAUCUUCUUGAUAUAACGUUGACAAGAACUUUAUUGGUGAAUCUUUGUCAUGAUGUGUUUUGGUACAGCUGUUUGAAUUUUCAAUCACAAUCGCUCCCGGAAUUCCUUAACAAUAACAAACAUCACAUUUAUCAUCUAAGGGAACCAAACAUUCCAUGCUGCCAAUGUUCGCCUGGUUUCAUUUUCCCAGUGACCGGUCCGUUGAUAGAUCUUCAGUCAUGGAAGGUUAUGUUUAACCUGCCCGAGUUACCCUGUCCACAUCAUCGAAAUGCCCCAAGUGAUUUGGUAUGCACCGUAUCAGCGUCUCGUGGUAUUGAUGUAAGACACCUUGGCGAUCAACUAACCAAAGUUCUUAUAGAACAGUGUUGUCCACUCAGACAAACAAUCGAUAGACUCAUCCAAAUUAGAAAUAAAGUCCAAGGACAUUCAAGUGAUGGCAGAAUAUCAGAAGCUGAUUACCGAGGAUAUGAAGUUGACAUUACAUCAGGAAUAAUGGAAAUUGCCAAAGUUUGUAAAAAUGAAGCCGCGACCAAACAGUCUCUUUCAGACGUAAACAAACGUUCACUAGAUGAAACCUUAUGUAUUCAGUACCAUAAUAUGCUGUUGGAGCAGAUAGAGAAGGAAAAUCGAUUAGAAGAGAAAAUAGAUGACAUUGCAGUGCAACUAUCCACCCUACCAGACAUGUUGGAACAAGUUAUCCAAUCAGCACUAAAAAAGACAAAUGAACCAAAUUCUACGGUGACACCUGAGACCUGCUCGAACAGGCCAGCUAGAGAUGAGAACACCCGAAGGAGAAAUGCAGUUACUGUAAUUGAAGAUCUAGCAGCUGCCAAUGAACCAUUAUCUAAAACAAAAAAAGCCUUAAAAAAAGCGUUUGAAGUUUUAUCUGUGAUUAAAGUUGUUGAUCAAAGACUGUCUGCUGUCGUUACAACGGUAGAAAAAAUUCUUAAAAUACGUCAUGAUCAAAAACUCGAUGAUAUUUUAAAACUCGUCGAGUCUAAGAUUGACGAAGAAUUAUUUUACAAAUUUAAAGGAGCAAAAGCUUUUUUCGUUUCUAAAAUAUCAUUUCUUACAGGAGUAAGUAUUCAUGAAAUAAAUGAGAACGAUAUCAAAUUUAUUGAGAAAAAUGUGGAACCGUUUAAGGAAGUUGAAUUCAUGGCUGAAUUGUGGGAGCGAAUCGACAAGGAGAAGAAGUUAGGGAAAAGAAGGAAUUUUUCGAAACUCAUGAAGUAUACGCAAGAGUAUAUCGUUUUAAGUGUGUUGCGUGAUAUUACAUUCACACUGUAUCUUCGAAUUCUAGAUGUAAGUUCAAACUUCCACAUUGGUGGAGGAGUGGAGAACAUGCAUAAUAGUCAAACUGAAAAUGACAGGUCUCUUUUUGAGUUUCUUGUUGAGCCAAUACAGGAUACACUUGUAUAUAAUUUUAUGUACAAUCCAAAUGAUUGGAAAGUUGUUGCUAAUUUAAUUGAAUUUUACUUUCCGGAUCAAGGAAAACAACAUCCCUUAGAAUACUUGUGUAAUGGUAAAUACGUAAUAAAGUCGGUGAAAUUUAAUGGUGCUUUUCUGUACAUGGUCGAUAUAGCAGGUACAUGGUUACGUUGGCAAAAACAAGAAACCGAUCAAUCUAAAUUUACAUUUUCUAAAACUGCCAUUGAUGGAAAGACUUAUUUCAAAAUUUGUUCAUCUAAAUGGAAAACGUAUUGCGCAAUAAUUGGUGGGCUUAAUAUAUGGGCUCGUGGAAUUGAUUCUGGUUCAGCCAAUGAAGGAUUAUUUGAGAUAAUACAGGUUAAAAGCAAAGAAGGUUCUAACGAAGAUGUGUAUAGUUUUUCACCAAAAGACUCCAAGGCUACAUUUUUAAUUGCCAAUGAAUCAGGCAGGGUUAGUGGGAGUCAAUGUCCACCUUGUGCAGACUCGUUUUUUAAGAUUGAACGUAGAAAUAGUAUCACAACUUAGUUCAUUAUCCAAACAUGUACCCCACAUCUAACCAUGUAAUUUAAAUCUUUAAGAUACGUUCAAUGUAGUUCAACACAGUUUUUUCUAACUAUAAGUAUAAGACCAAAAUGACAACAAUUGUCAAUCUACCUCUUAAAGAAUAUAUUUUUACUUGAAUUUCAGGUUUUGUAAUUCUAGGCAAAAUUCAAAAUGAUCAGAAAGAAUAUUCUAAAGAUAAAAACAUUAAACAGCAAAAUGAUUCAACAAGAUAAGUAAAAAUAGUACAAAACAAGUAGUAUAAAUUAAAAAAAAAGAGAGAAAAUUGUCGACGUUUUGUAUGAGAAUUUUCCCUAAUACUCAUUUUUCUUCAUUAAAAGAUUGAUGAAAUGCGAAGAGAUGCUAAAGUAAAAUUUUGUUGCAUUUGGCCUGAGUUAAAUAGACAGGUACUUAAAUGAUUGAACAUGCGCAAAUUUAGUCAGAGGUUUUUAUGAUAAAUACAAAUAUUUUCUUUAGAAAAUUAUAUAUAUUAAUACAUUUGUGGUUUCACGCAUGUUCAUUCAUACAAAAUGUUUUAUGACAUAUUGCAUGGCAAGCCUACUGCAUCAACAUUGUUUACUUGUAAAUUGUCAAUUUGUUACAUGUAUAAAUAUGUCUGUGUAAUUACAAUUUGUUUAAUUCGUAAAUUGUAAAUUUGCAAAUUUUCUCUUUGUACUUCCAAAAUUCUUAAUUAAUACAUAAUUAAUUGUAAUUUGCAAUUGUGAAAGAUCAAAUAAUUUUAUUCGUAAAUUAUCAAUUUGAAACUUGGAACUGUAAACUUUAAAAAUAAACUUAUUUUGUAAGAUGUCAAUUUGCAACUUGUAUCUUUGUUAUUUCAAAAUUCUUUAUUCGCAAAUUGACAAUUUGUGACUCGUAACCUGGCGAUUCAUUAAAAGUCAUUGUUACAUAAUGUAUACCGAGCUUAUGACGACAGAUGGCACUUGGUUUCAUGAUCAGUGUAUAAACCUCCUGUAAGUAGGAGAAUCUCCAUUUGAAGUCUAUCCCUAAGUUAUUCAAAUUAAUCAUGUGGCCCGAGAACACAGUUAUUUCGUAGUGCAUUUCUUUUAGACAAUAAAUUCAAAUUAAAAAAAUCGCACCUGCUCUUUCUCAGAAAGAUUUUUACAGUGUAGUGUACUACCAGUAAGACAAAUAAUAUCAAAAGUAUAGAAACUUCUACUAACUCUAACUCAAAAUAUUGACAAUUCUGUGUAAAGGGGGUGUGAAAUUCAGUUUGAGAGCUUCAGACGUGAUAAAAUUUGACCUUUUUGAACUGCCCCAAACAUAAAGAUUCA